Clarias gariepinus (North African catfish) is the source of this 781-nucleotide messenger RNA. RefSeq names its product relaxin 3a (gene rln3a). The record is from RefSeq and is a predicted model, not a curated record. Lineage: Eukaryota; Metazoa; Chordata; Actinopteri; Siluriformes; Clariidae. The transcript is spliced from 2 exons. Gene Ontology annotation, molecular function: hormone activity. The coding region runs from base 104 to 562 and encodes 152 amino acids. Gene Ontology annotation, cellular component: extracellular region.
CUAGCAACAGCUAGCAUUAAGAGACUUAAUUUUAAAAGAUUAAGAGAUUUACUGCCAGCCUUUAUUUAGGUCUUAUAUUCUCUAGACUUUAUCCAACUUUUUCAUGAUGUUGAAGGCCACUGUGCUGGCUGUGUGUAUGCUACUAGCUGAAGUGAGGGCAUACGAUGGACCAUCAUAUGGGGUGAAACUGUGUGGUCGUGAAUUUAUCCGAGCAGUCAUCUUUACCUGCGGAGGCUCACGCUGGAGGCGAUCCAUCACAACCGCAGAUGACCUGAAUCUAGACCUGUUUGGCUUAGACAUCAGAGAUACUGCAGAAGGCUUGGUGCUGCCAUCUCACCCAAAGUUCUCCCUCCAGCAUAAUACAGAACCCGGGGCUCUUGAAAUGGUGCGAGGAGGACAGGAAGCCUCUGAGUUCAUUCGGCCUGCCCGCUCCAUUAUCUCAGAUGAAGUACUGGAAGCCCUGCGCACCUCCAGCAGGAAGGGUCGGGAUGUGGUAGUAGGACUGUCCAAUGCAUGUUGCAAAUGGGGCUGCAGCAAGAGCGAAAUCAGUUCCCUCUGCUGAUACCAAUCAUGCCAACUCCUGUUUGUGAUUGUGUGGGUGUGUGUAUAUUCCUUCCUGUUUUUGGAAAAUCAUAGCCUAUUAUUUUGCAUGAAUCUAGAUUAACAUUUUUCCACAAAACUUUUAUUUCUAUCAGUCUGUAUCAGGACAACAAAUGUUACAUUCAGUUGUAUUUUAUUGUUUUUGUUAACUAAAAUCUUGAAUAAAGACUAUGUUAAAUCA